Triticum turgidum subsp. durum (durum wheat) is the source of this 609-nucleotide messenger RNA. The record is from the annotation of a GenBank genome assembly. Lineage: Eukaryota; Viridiplantae; Streptophyta; Magnoliopsida; Poales; Poaceae.
AUGCCGGAGCCUGCCCCGGUGAUCAGGCGGAUCCGCAAGGAGCUGAAACAGCUCUGGAUGGACCCGGCGGCGUUCUGCCGGCCCGGCGCGACGCCCGUGACGGACCUGUUUCACUGGGAGGUGAUCAUCGACGGCCCCCACGACAGCCCCUACGCCGGCGGCACGUUCCCCGUCGACGUCGCCUACCCCAAGGACUACCCCUUCAAGCCCAUCAAGCUCACCUUCAAAACCAAGGUGUACCAUCCCAACAUCGGCCCGGAGGGGAAGAUGGCGCUGGACAUCUUCGGGAGGGGGUGGUGGCCUAAUCUCACGAUAAGGACAGUCCUCCUGUCCGUCGUCUCCGUCCUCUACGACCCCCUGCUCGACCUCCCCGUCCGCCACGACGCCGCCCGGCUGUACAAGCGCGAGCGGGGUCUCUAUGAUGAGAAGGCCAGGCGCUGGACCCGCAGGUACGCCUCGGCGCCGGUCGUCUCCUUCUAUCCGGCGGGGAUGGAGCUGUUCGAGGAGCUGCUGGAUGAGGCGGCGAUUAGUGGGGCAGUGGCACGCCGUCGUUCUUGCGGAGCAGGGAAAUGGCGUUUCUUCGGGGGCCGCCUCCUCGGCGCCAUCUAG